Molecule: messenger RNA, 1263 nt
Organism: Trichomonas vaginalis G3
Lineage: Eukaryota; Parabasalia; Trichomonadida; Trichomonadidae
Exons: 1
Coding region: 1-1263 (420 amino acids)
Source: RefSeq, a predicted model, not a curated record
AUGUCUAUUCAGAGACGUUUAGCAGACAACAUUGAUACAAUGUGGAUGAAGUCAAAUACCAAUGUAGUUGGUGUAUGGAAAUUCAAUUCCGAAAAUGACCGAGAUUCGAAUCUCGAAAAAUUAUGUAAGUCAUUUGCUGGUUUACAUUCCCACUUUGAAAAUAAUCACAUUAUAUUCGAAAAGAGAGAUGUUCCAGUCUUCAAAGUUCCAGAUGCAAUAAAGAAUUUAGAUGAAAUUGCAGAUUAUGUUGACCUACACUGUACAAGACCAUUGACAACAGCAUUAUCAUCUAUAGCAAUUGCUGAAGACGCGAUUGCCAUUGUAGGAAGCCAUUGCGUUUUGGAUGGCGGUACAUUGACAUACUUAAAUAACUUGAUGGUACAGAACUUACCAAUUCCAGAGAUUGGAAUUAAUCCAUCCACAUACGAACCUUUCAUAGAGAAGAUCAAUUCAAUGAAUUAUUAUCUUCCUCCAAUUCCAUGCGAUGAAAAAGCAGUCAGAUUUUCAACCAAAGAUCCACAACGUCUUGCUACAACACCAUAUAUCAUGUCUAUGCGCGAACAUCUCAAAAUUAACGACUUUCAAGUUUACAGUCAAAAAGAUAAGAAGUUACACGGCUUCACAGAGUCUAUGUUCUCUUCAAUGAUCCUAUCUAUGUCUGCCUUUAAUGGAAAAUUCGAUAAGACAGGAUUAUGGGAAGUGUUUGGAACCAGACCGCACGCAGAGAAAGGAUAUAAACUUACACAAGGACAAUAUUUCUCAAAUUUCAAUGUUUAUGCCGAAAACGUCACGGAAAAUGACAAUGUACAAACUUUGAUGUCAAAACUCCGUGAGCACAUGAACUACCAGAUCAAAAGAGGAGCACCAUGGGCAUCAUUAAGAGGAUACAGAGACAAUCACUUUGAUGGAAAGAUUCAAGAAGGUACUUUCACUGUACUGUCAUCUAUUGGUGAAUUCAAAACAGGUGGACCAGUCAAAGAUUUCUUGCUCCAAACAACAGGAAAUGGAGAAUAUGGACCAAGUCUUAACAUUCUUUCGUACAAUGUUAAGAAACCAAAUGAUAAUGAUUUCUAUUUUGUUCACUCUCAUUCUCCACAAUAUUUCAGUUUCAGGGAAUCAAAAGCAUGGAUUAAUUCCGUUAAAUAUGCUGUUUCAAAAAUUAAUCCACAAACUAAGAUUGGCGAUGCUGUUGCAGAAUUGACAGAUUUCCAGAAACAAAUCAUGAAGAAAUAUGAUACUGUUGCAAAGAGUAUCAAGUUUUAA